Penicillium manginii is the source of this 2754-nucleotide messenger RNA. RefSeq lists its product as uncharacterized. NCBI's taxonomy places the organism in Eukaryota, Fungi, Ascomycota, Eurotiomycetes, Eurotiales, Aspergillaceae. The transcript has 9 exons. Gene Ontology annotation, molecular function: zinc ion binding; DNA binding; DNA-binding transcription factor activity, RNA polymerase II-specific. The record is from RefSeq and is a predicted model, not a curated record. Gene Ontology annotation, biological process: DNA-templated transcription; regulation of DNA-templated transcription. The coding region runs from base 1 to 2754 and encodes 917 amino acids.
AUGUACUUGAACUCCAAGGCUGACAGGCGACAGCUGAUCAUCAUGAUCUUCUCUCAUCUCCCCAUUAUCUCCCUGGCCAAAAUGAUGGCCGUCUCCCGGCAUAUCCAAGAUGCAGUAGAGCCCACACUCAGAACACAGCUACGAGCAAUGGUACAGCGCAGUGAUAUCAGUUUAAUGCUUCUCUGUGCCUGCCCCGACUCCGUCCAAUCACGGGUCCGAUGUCAGCUCCUGCAGACCCCGGGUUUGGAUAUUAUCGACGAUGGCUCCGCGCCCCGAACAACGGCUUUACAUAGCGUCUACCGUCCAGAAGCACUUCCACCCGACAGCGCUCCCACUGGUUCACCUGUAGGGAACGUCAUCCUCCUGUGUGGGGGAGACGACUUGAUCCGUGCUCACAUGGGUGGGGCGGGAUGCAAAGGCUUUGCGACGCGCCAGGUCACCUUAGAAGACUAUGAAAGUUUUAUCCAGCUACGAGUGAAACUGAACCUCGUCAUUUCGGGGCAACAAUACUUCAUCGCUCCUGCAUUUGUGGUUCAUGAUGGAAUGAUUCGCAUUAACCGGGCAUGGCUUGAGCAGAACACAGAGGAGAUUAUUUGGAUGAAUUCUGAAAAGUCGGUAGGCCUCAGAAUGCGGGCAGUCGAAAAGGCGGCGACUGAAGAUGAAGCCAAGUCAUUUGAUUUGGAAAUUCAAGAGUUGCAUGUUCGGUCGGCACUGUUGCUCCAUAAUAUCCGAAAAGCGGAGACGGGCUUGGAUAGACAAGAGGUGUGUGGUGAUAGCACGGAUCCCGUCGGGCUCUCGCCACGACUCCACUUUGCCCGCAGUGACAACCUCGCUGACUUGCAUUUUCACACACCGUGGGGUAUUCUACAGCCCCAAAGCUGCGCAUAUCGGAUGGAAUCCUCGCUGAAUACAUGCACGUCCGAGACCCCAACUCCGCUCCGCCGGACUCGGGUUGCCUGCAAGGCGUGCAAUGCGAGGAGGGUCAAAUGUGAUGCUGGUGACAGUCAGCCAUGUUGGCAUUGCCGCAUGAGGCAAAUCAAAUGCGAAUUGAUUGAUUCAAAACGGGGAAAGUAUAUCAGAAAAACUCGGGAUAACUCUCGGACUAAAGGUGGGCCUCGACAAAUCCUUCGAGGCAGUGAGACGCCUAGUGCACAGGGUUCCCAUAUAGACAGCUCCACUGAAACGCCGUAUGCUAUAUCAUCCUCAACUCCAAACCAUUGCAUUCCGGGACCUACUCCAGGCCAAACCAACGGAGUGGAAUCCCAAAAGAAUCAGCAAGUGCCUGCACAGCACAUCGGCGAUCGUACACAGACGAACUUUUCUGAGAACUACGCCGCGGAUGAUUCAUCCACUCUCCAUUAUGUUAUCGAGCUAAGCCAUAGGCCUGAGGGUGGCUCGACUGAGCCGCUGACGGUUCAUCACCCCAUCCCUGCAUCAAUAGCAGAUAGGCCAGGGAUGGAAUCAAAUCAGCUUCAGACUCCAAUCUCUUUACAAGAGGCUCUGACGCUGCCCGGUCCAGAUAUUCUCCGCCGUCUGAUCUAUACCUUUUUUGAUAAGAUUCAUCCUGCAUAUCCAGUAUUUGAUCGUGAGAAGUUUUCUCAAUCGUACUCGGCAGGUCAGACAUCUCCGCUGGUCCUACAGACAAUAUGUCUGCUGGGAUUUACGAUUGGAGACGAUGAUUUGGUGCUCGCGGCCGGAUUUACAGACCGUGCCAUAGCAAGAAAGACCCAUUUUCUUCGCGCAAAGGCACUCUACGAUGCGGACUAUGAGACUGAUCGCAUGAACCUCGCCGCGGUUCUGCUGUUACUUGGGUUCUGGUGGGCUAGUCAUGAUGACCAGAAAGACGUAUGCCAUUGGGUUGGAUGUGCGAUCACUUUCGCACAGUCUUUGGGAAUGCAUCGCUCGAUGGCUCAGUCAUCGAUGAGUCCGCGAAUGAAGUCCUUGAGGAAACGAAUAUGGUGGAUCAUCUAUUCCCGUGAUAGGCACACCGCUGGCGCCUUUGGCCGACCAUGCCGUAUAAGAGACGAAGAUUGUGAUAUCGAAGCUCUUACGGAAGAAGAUUUCGAUUUUGAUACUAACUUCGAUCAAAGCCUCAUACCAGCACAGAAAGACUACCAAGUUUCAUAUGUCAUCGAAAUGGCCAAACUAGCAGCCCUACUGGGUGAUAUCCUUCUGGGGGAAUUUAGUCCCCAACGGCCUCCGCUAGAAAAGUUUGAAACAAACACAUUGAUACGGAGGCUGGAAGAAUGGGAAUCAGAACUUCCCAAAAAGGUUCAAAUGAAAACUCAUGAAGGAUAUACAAAAGGAUCAUUUUGGGGCUGCAUGUUGCAAAUAUCAUACCAGAACUGCACGAUCUUACUAUUCCGACCAAAAUCCAAUAAAGAAGGCUCACCAGAUGAGGCUGAAAGGGAUACAAGAGCUCGAGCAGCAGCAGAUUUCAUCACCCGUCUAGCAGAGGAUCUUUUAGCCACUGGAAUGAUCCAUUCUGGUCUAAUUCAUAUGUACCGCCGAGCCCAUUCAAGUUUAAGCAAUGACCGAACUGACAAUUACCAGGGUCCCUGCAUUAUUCUCUGCGCUGUCAAUACAUACACUCGUCAUAUGCCGCAAAGAAUCAAUACACCGCCAACUCGCCGAGAACAAAUCACGACAGUGCAUGCUGGCACUGAGCGUGAUAGCCAAGUCAUGGCCUGUCAGAAUCUGGAUCUCAAAGGCAUUCGUCAACCUAAUGAAAAGAUUGACAGGACAAGGGUCUAA